ACUCAGUCAACGAAGCACAAGUAACCAUCGUCAGUCGCAUUAAGCCUAGUCGCCCGCAUGCAUGGAGAUUGCCGCACAAAUCAAUUAGAGCGUGUUUUAGAACGAACGCUCUAAAUUUAAAUUUGAACGCAUUUUUACGCGGUAAAAUUAUCUGUCAUAGUUAUUUUAAAUUCGUUCGGUUUUCGUUUUUUUAUUGUUCUUGAUUUUAAUGUUAACUAUUUAAUUAUGAAGUCUGGAAAGGAAAAAAUGUUGUUUGUUACAUUUCUCCUAAGUGUUUUAUUAUCAGAGAGCGACGCUUGCUUCACUAGCAAUCAAGUCGAAUUUAAUAAGAUUAAAACAGGAAGUUCCUUUUACCAGGAAUGUAGAUGCGAUGACCCAGGUUCAGGAGUAAAACUCAAAUGGUUAGAUAUAAAUAACCAAGAAAUACUACCAUUGAGACCAGGUACAAAAUCGAACGUGUUUUCUGAAUGGAUGGACAAACAGACUUACAGUGUAUAUAUAUCUAAUAUAAGCAAAUCAAUAUCCGGUGCCUACAAGUGUGUGACCGAUCGAGAUGGUCGACAGUAUACGUUAACGUAUAACGUGGAGGCAUAUGACCCGCCUUACUUCGUGAAUACGAAAGAAACACAAUACGUUGUAAGCGGUAAAGCUGCCUUGAUAACUUGUGAAGCAAGAGGCGAAGCUGAUCUAUUAAUUAGUUGGCAUAAAGAAGAUGAAGGGCUUAUUGAGAUAACAGAUGACGACAAAUACAAAGUAACUCCAGAAGGACUGAUUAUUGACGCUAUAACAAAAGAAGAUAGUGGUGCGUAUAGAUGUACUGCAUCUGAUCUGGAGACUGGGGAAGGUAUCGACAGGGACAUUUAUGUUGAGGUAAUAUCUACUCCGUCGAUAGAAGAACUGGCAGCAUCUCCCAAUGCAACGGUCGCACUUGGUGAAAGCUUGACGAUAGAAUGUUUAGCUACAGGUAUUCCUCAUCCCGAAUACACAUGGAAGAAAAUAUCAGAUAAGGAUUCGUCAGAAACGAACGUGACUUGGCAGCGGGUUAACAGCAGGAUUGUAUUCCAAGAAGUAGAAGCAGAGGAUCGAGGUACAUACGAAUGCACUGCGAGCAAUAGUGCUGGGAGUAAUGCUAUGACUAUUGAUAUUGAGGUAUUGCUACCACCAAAUAUAACAGAGUUUAACAAUGUAACGGCAGUGGAAGGGUCUACGACGCAAUUAGUUUGUAAAGUAUCGGGUCGACCGUUACCGCAUAUUUCUUUAACAUUUUUAGGUGAAGAAUCUGACGAUCAAAGCAUUGUAUGGGACAACAAAAAUUUAAGUGACACAGAAGCGGAAUUCUACUUAUCAUUUCUUAGGGUGAAUCGGUCGCAUGACGGAAUUUAUCUCUGCAAUGCAACUAAUGAAAUUGAUUCAGUGGUAGAAGAAACGUUUUUAUCUGUGCUUUUUGCACCGCACUUCGACCUAUCCUAUGAGAGGGUUUGGACGUGGAAGGACAAAAACAUCAACUUAAGCUGCGAACAUCAAAGCAAUCCGAAAGCUGAAGUUACUUGGAAAUAUCAAGGUAAUGGAAUAUUAGCCGAAGAUCAACUAGAAAUAAAUAAAGUUAUGUCAGAUAAAUUACACAACGACCCUCUUAUAAUUGAAAACAAAACUUGGUACGGAAUUUACGAAUGUACAGCGAAAAACGAGUUCGGCGAAGCUAAGAAAAUAAUUCAUUUGCUAGAAGGAUUUACGCCAGCGGUUAUUAAUAAUGUAACAAUUGUAAAUGUAACAUCAAACUCAGUCACAUUUUCUAUCGAAGGACCAAACGAAUUUAAUGGACCAGAUGUAAUUGGGUUCCAGUCGGAAUACGACGAAGUAGACAAUUAUAAUAUAACUGACAUACAUAUUAAUAGAACUUGGUCUAAAGAUAGACCAUUUAGAUUAGAUAGAUUGAAAGCAAACACAAGUUAUAAUAUAAAGUUUGCAGCAAUCAACGAUGUUGGGAAUGGACCUUGGAGUGAAAUCUAUGACUUUGUGACACUAGAAAAAAUCGAUUCUAGAUCAGUACCAGACGAACCGGUUUGGGAAGAUGAUGUUGUACAGCUGGUUGCAAGCGACAGAGUAUUGAAGUGGAAACCUGCGGAUAGUAGUGAAACUGUGGAAUUUUAUGCUAUUAAAUAUUGCCCGACAUACGAUGGCUUAAUUGAAGAGAAUCUCUGCGAGGAGGAACAAAUUGGACUUACUGAUGAAUUUCAAUUAAACAAAAUGGACGCUAAUACAACUUAUUUCUUUGAAAUAGUAGCGGGAAAUUCUCUUGGAAACUCGUCUGCUGCACUAAUCAUGGUGACUAUACCAGCUGAAGAAGAAUCCUUUUUAUCGUCUGGUGCAAUAAUAGGCAUAGCAAUAUUAGUAGUGUUUCUAUGCAUUGUUACGCUAGACGUAUUACUGUUGCUUUGGCGACAACAAGGGAUUAUAGCAAGCUGCUGUUACAAGAAAAAGAACAAGAGGGAAGUCAGUUUGAAUUCCAGAGACAAAAAAGGUCUCCUGAAAGAUAACACCGAAACUAAUGAUUCGUUAAAGCGACCGAGCAAUGGACACAGAGAGUACGAAUACAACAAGACAACCGGUGUGAUCACUGGAAAACAUUCCGCUGUAUAGAAUAACGUUAAAUUUAAUAUAAUAUAUAUCAUAGUUAAUACACAGUACAAGCUAUCGAAAGUGGUCUCGAGAGAGAUAUUGAAGCGUGAAGGCAUGUUAUGAAACUGGAUGGUGUUAUGCUUGAAUGAGCCAGCAAUGUUAUUUAUAUUGAUUUAAGUAUAAUAUCAGUUGAAUUUUAUGUAACGUAUUAUUAAUAUUUGUACAUUAUUAUUUUGUAGGUUUUGUUAUUAAUAUUUAUUAAAAUGGAUCAGUCUUGUAUUACACUAUCACUUCACAAUGCAUAAGGGACGUAUUUCACUUAUAAUUUAAAUGUUACUAUAUCGGUGUUAGAAAGCGAUGAAAGUGUAGCGUUUUAUUUAAAUUCGUGAA
Molecule: messenger RNA, 3009 nt
Organism: Vanessa tameamea
Lineage: Eukaryota; Metazoa; Arthropoda; Insecta; Lepidoptera; Nymphalidae
Product: fasciclin-2-like
Exons: 16
Coding region: 226-2640 (804 amino acids)
Molecular function (GO): protein binding
Source: RefSeq, a predicted model, not a curated record